AUGGGAGGGGAGAUGGACACGCUGCUCCACCCCACCCCUGCAGGCUUGGUGUGGGUAGGGGAACUUCCUGUUUCUGAGGGAAUGUGGGAAAAUUGCCCUUUGGGCUGGGUGAAGAAAGAAGCAAGUAGAACUCUGGGACCCCUGGACUUCCUCCUCCAGAGGAAGCAGCUUUGGUUAUGGGCCAGUAAGCCUGUGCGUCUCCAGCCCUAGGGCAUUCACCGCUUCGGAGAAGCAGGGCAACGGUUCUGCCAGAUGAGGGGAUCCAGGCUGACUGGAGGAAGGAAGUGCCUUAUCUCAUCUGGGCUCAGGUUUGGGAGAGAAGGCUGCUCAGAGGAGGUGCUGCCUCAACCAGUCUUAAAGGCAAUGCAGUGUGCAGAGGGCGCUUGCUUGUUCUCUCCUGAUGGCCCCGCCGGGUCUGGAGCCUCCAUCUGGCCAGCAGAGGGCGCAGAAGGACUGCCUGGGCCGCUUGGACGCGACUGCCUGGAAGUGGUUAGAGUUCCUGACAAGGUUCCUGGCCAAAACGGGUCCCGCGGCCCACUUGUGUGCAACAUAGCAGGAAAAUCUGUGUGCUCCGAGGAGAAUGCAAAGCCUGGUGGAUGUACUGCCUUUCCUCUGCUGCUCUCUCGGCUGGGGGCAAGAAUGACAGGACGUGAACAUGCACACAAGGGCCCGGAACUCACGACCCUCCACAGAGGCCCCCCUACUCCUGGGCUUGCAGGAUUUGGGGCACAGCACAGCCCACCCCUUGGGACCAGCACCCCCUCCCCAGUCCUGCUCUCUGCAGCAACAUAG
This is a messenger RNA of Rhinopithecus roxellana (golden snub-nosed monkey), 792 nucleotides long. RefSeq names its product solute carrier family 22 member 18 antisense (gene SLC67A1-AS). Lineage: Eukaryota; Metazoa; Chordata; Mammalia; Primates; Cercopithecidae. The record is from RefSeq and is a predicted model, not a curated record.